UCUUCUUCUUCUUGGCUAUUAUAUGCAGUAGACAAAUUUUAACCAAUGUCGUUGCCGAAACAAGCCAGUGUCAUCACCUGCAAAGCUGCGGUGGCAUGGGGACCUGGGCAGCCUUUGGUGAUAGAGCAAGUCGAUGUAAGUCCACCUCAGCCAUCGGAGAUAAGGAUCAAAAUCGUGCAUAUUCACCGAUUAAGCACCGAAACAGCCAUAUACUACUCUGCACUUUUGCAGGCUAUUUUUCCUAGGAUAUUCGGCCGUGAAGCAACAGGGAUUGUUGAGAGUGUUGGCCAGGGAGUGACUGAAUUUGCAGAAGGAGACCAUGUGCUAACAGUCUUCACUGGAGAAUGCGGAACAUGCAGGCAAUGUGUAUCGGGACUGGGUCUAGAAAGGAGAGGUGUAAUGCAUGGUGAUCAAGGGACACGCUUCGCCAUAAAUGGGAAACCCGUAUAUCAUUAUUGUGCAGUUUCGAGUUUCAGUGAAUAUACUGUCGUGCACUCUGGAUGUGCUGUCAAAAUAAACCCAAUUGUGCCUCUGGACAAAGUAUGCCUUCUCAGUUGUGGACUAGCUGCAGGCUUGGGUGCAGCUUGGAAUGUUGCUGAUAUAUCUAAAGGAUCAAGUGUGGUGAUAUUUGGUCUUGGAACCGUAGGCCUUUCUGUUGCACAGGGUGCUAAGAUCAGGGGCGCAUCAGCCAUAAUUGGUGUUGACACUAAUUCUGAAAAAGGGGAAAUCGCAAAAGCUUUUGGAGUUACCAAAUUUAUUAACCCAAAUGACUGUAAAGAACCUGUUCAACAGGUUGUCAAGCAUCUCACAGGUGGAGGAGCAGACUACGCAUUUGAAUGUAUAGGUGACACAAGAAUGGUAACUACUGCAAUGCAGGCCUGUUGCGAUGUAAUAUUCUUUAUCCCAAUUUUUGAACUUCUUUCCUAAGCAUAUCUCAGCUUU
Argentina anserina (silverweed cinquefoil) is the source of this 942-nucleotide messenger RNA. RefSeq names its product alcohol dehydrogenase-like 6. NCBI's taxonomy places the organism in Eukaryota, Viridiplantae, Streptophyta, Magnoliopsida, Rosales, Rosaceae. The record is from RefSeq and is a predicted model, not a curated record. Gene Ontology annotation, cellular component: cytosol. Gene Ontology annotation, molecular function: zinc ion binding; S-(hydroxymethyl)glutathione dehydrogenase [NAD(P)+] activity. Gene Ontology annotation, biological process: formaldehyde catabolic process.